ACCGCCGCAGUGACCUGUGCCCGCCCCUCGCUCUGAGGUUCUCCCUGACUGGUCCGCCCAGCUGUCUCAGGCCACCUGUCGCUGCCCGUCUCGGGCCACCCUCCAGACUCCAUCCUGUCCUCCAGGCCAGCGUGGUGGCUGUGGGCCCCAGCCGGAACCCACUGCUGCUCCAGUCUCCAUGACAACCAGGGCCUUGGAGGAGCUGGAUGGAGGCCUGGGCAGCUGCCUGGCCAGCGAGGACCUCUCCACUUUAGCAGAUCCCUGCCCAGGCCGGCCACCAGGGGACAAGCCUCCAGAGACACCCAGGCUGGGCAACUCCAGUACCUGGCUCCAGGACUCUCAGGAGGCUGUGGCAGAGGGGAAUGCGGCCACCAAACCCAAGAAGAUGGAAAAGGAGCCUGUGGUCAGGGGGAGUCCGGGAGCCGGGAAGGAGAAGCUGAAAUCUGGACCAACCCCCCGGAGCGUCCCCGCGCGGAAGAAGGUGCAGGCCCUGCCGCCGCCGCCGCCGCCCCCUGUCCUAAGCGAGGAGCUGCCCUGGGGAGACCUGUCGCUCAACAAGUGCCUGGUGCUGGCCUCCCUGGUGGCCCUGCUGGGCUCCGCCUUCCAGCUGUGCCGCGAUGCCGUGACCGGGGAGGGCACUGCCCCCACGCCUGCCCCCGAGCGGUGGGUGCCCCGGGGUUCUCCCCCCAAGGAGCCGGUGUCAUCCCUGCCUAAGCCCGCGGUCUGCGCGCCCCCAUCGGUCCCACCCGCUCCCCAGGCUGGGCCACCAGCACUCCAGGGGAAGACAGAGGACAGUCCCCGGGUCUCCAUGACCAAGGAGGUUGCAGAGAAGGCUCCAGGGGAACCUGGGGAGGCCACCAGGGAGGCCGCUGGGAAGGAGCGCGCGCCCCCUGUGGACCGAGGGCCCAAGGAGAGGCCGCGGAAGGAGGGGCAGCGGAAGGAAGAGAGACCACCAAAGGAGAAAGUCCGAAAGGAGAAGCCAAGAAAGGUAGAGAGGCCUCAGAAAGAGAGGCCACGGGUCGCCAGGGAGGCCCGGGAAGCCCUGCCCCGACGUUGGGAGGCACGGGAAGGAGGUCAUCGGCCCUGGGCACCAGACUCCAGGGACCCUGAGCACAGGAAAAGGCAGGCCUGGGCUCCCCGGCGGCACCCCGACAUGGAGAAGGACCGGCAUCCUGGUGAACAGAAGCACCGUGCAGGGAAGGGGCGGGGUUGAGCCGAGCUAGGGUCCUGAGCAGAGUCCUGGGACGGAUCUCGACUCCCUGCAGUGGCCCCAAGGCUUCAGCAAAAUAAAGCGAGUGCUACGGCCAAUGCAUGGCCUGCUCCUUUGUCCCUGG
Sciurus carolinensis (gray squirrel) is the source of this 1334-nucleotide messenger RNA. It is a transcript of the gene Jsrp1, whose product is annotated as junctional sarcoplasmic reticulum protein 1. Gene Ontology annotation, cellular component: sarcoplasmic reticulum. The record is from RefSeq and is a predicted model, not a curated record. Lineage: Eukaryota; Metazoa; Chordata; Mammalia; Rodentia; Sciuridae. Bases 179 to 1213 code for a protein of 344 amino acids. The transcript is spliced from 7 exons. Gene Ontology annotation, biological process: skeletal muscle contraction; regulation of ryanodine-sensitive calcium-release channel activity.